Molecule: messenger RNA, 4707 nt
Organism: Porites evermanni
Lineage: Eukaryota; Metazoa; Cnidaria; Anthozoa; Scleractinia; Poritidae
Source: the annotation of a GenBank genome assembly
AUGCCACUACUUUACGCAUGCGUACAAGAGUUGAGAAAGAUUCAUGGUGAUGGUCUGCCUAUUCAUGUUAUUUAUGAUGAUCAACCUGUCAAUGAUUUCAAGACUCUGUUUCUUCGAUUGCAAGGUAUUCUUUGUGAGAGUUAGCAACUAGCAACGGCGAUAUUCACAUUCUACUUUGAGCAGCUAAGUGAGACACCGAGCAUUGAUGCGCAAAGGCCCAUGCCAAAGACCCAAUAACAGGCUAACUGGCUUUACACGUCACUAGCGUCUGACUUCUUUGACUUCCCAAAGCGUAUAACAUGUAUUAGAUAAGUUGCACUGAGUCAUCUAAAUUGAGCAGUCAUUACUAAAGGAGGACAGGGAAGUGGGAGUGGGGAAACUGAGUGGAAAAAGAGUGGCCCUUUGUUCUUCAAUACUUGAACACCCUAAAUGUAUGUUUGUAAAGUUACUUGUGAGUGUGGUUUUGGUCGCUAUUCAUUACGCAGUGGAAGAUUUUUUGUAAGAUAAAAAACUCUAUUUUCCGCGUGAAUGAAAACUUCACUCACGUCUAUUCUAUAUCAAAGGCAUCUCGUACCCAGAUCUCCCACGGUUUACUUUUUCAGCGUAAGACAGAGUGAAGUGUUAAGCCCCGCGUAAACGGACGCAACAUUGUUGGAUGUUUCAUGUUGCGUCCGUUUGCAUACCUUGUUGCGUGUUGUUGGGAGUUGUUGCGCAAAGUUUGAUAAACCGAUCAAACUUUUGAACCCACAACUCCCAACAUUUCGUUUGUUCCAUGAUCGGCGAAGCGUAGCGCAACAAUGUUGGAUCCGUUUGCACAGCUCUUCCACCAUUGUUGGGGCCACGUACGCUCAUUACUCAUGGUUUACAAAGUCUUAUGGAUUGUAUCUUUCCCACGAUGCACUGCAGGUCCCAACAUUUUAUGGCCAACAAUGUUGGGAGUUGUUGCGUCCGUUUGCACGUAGCUUAAGACAGAGUGUCAUGUGGGUACGAGGUUAAUAUCUAAGUGGAGCGUGCGAUCAUUCACUUUAAGCCCCGUGCAAACGGACGCAACAUUGUUGGCCAACAACUCCCAACAUUGUUGGAUGUUACAUGUUGCGUCCCUUUGCACACCCUGUUGCAUGUUGUUGGAUGUUUUUGCGUGUUGUUGCGCAAAGUUUGAAACCGGUCAAACCUUUCAGCCAACAACUCCCAACAUUUCUUUUGUUCCGUGAUCGCCGAAGCGUAGCGCAACAAAGUUGGAUCCGUUUGCACAGCUCUUCCAACAUUGUUGGGGGGUGCGUGCGAGUAAUGCGUACCAAAUGUUUCUGAAUACCCAACAUAGGAAGGGUGCUACGUGACGUCCAGGGUUGUAACAACCCUCAACAAGCAUCCGUUUGCACACCACUGCCAACACGCACGCAACAACUCACAAUGUCGGGAGUUGUUGCGUCCGUUUGCACGCAGCCUUAAACGAAAAGGUAAAGUCAGUUAAGUUAACUUGGAACUAGAAAAGUUUCUAAUUAUUUCACAGGUCUAAUACCCGGUCCAAAAAGCUAUUUUCUAGACUUCACUAACGUGUUCGUCACGACGUGCGGCACCAGCUUCUACGAGCAAUGUUUGCCUCCUCACUCUGUAAAUUUAGUAUUUUCCUCCACUGCCAUGCACUGGUUGACUGAGAAGCCAUGUGAUAUCACAGGAGCAUUGAGUCACACCAUGAUUACUGUUCCAGAAGAGGCGGAAAAAUUCAGAAGCCAGGCCGCAAAGGAUUGGGAGACAAUCUUACUGGCGAGGGCAAAGGAGAUGGCUUCUGGUAAGAUGAAAAAAUACAGUCAACUCACUUUUGUUUGUUGAUGCCCUUUCCUGAGUCCCCUUGCCCUUUCAAAUACCACUUUUGACCAAACGUCACCCUGUCACAUUCCUACCCACGAAAAUGGUACACCUCUCACGUUACAGAGGCGUUCUGGCUUACCAUGAGCGCCUAACUAUUCUCGGAAAAGUAUGUGUAUAAGUCGUUGGCUGCGUCUCUUUGGGACGCUUUAAAGGACGUUAAAUGACUUAAAUGGCGGCGGACGUUAUGGAAAUUUUCCCGACUCUUUCCUUAACAUUUUUACGUCUUUAAAGACGUAAAAUCGGCACCAAAUACUGUCCUGGCGUUCAUGAUUAGCGUUUCCAUAUAUUCCGGCCUUAACCGACUUGAGUCAAAAUUAGGAGUAGUUCCUUUUUUAUCUUGUAAUUUAGGUGGCAGGAUGGUUCUUGUUCAGUUCGCUGUAGACGAUGAAGGGCAGUUUAUUGGACAAACACGAAAAGCUGCUGCUUCCGUUCAUGGCACCUUGAGAGACUUGUGGAGGGAACUCCGCGACGAAGGUCUCAUCACAAAGGUUACACAUUUUCUGCUUUUAGUUGUUGUUACCGCCCUAGAUCGAUUGGACAUGCAAAUAGUUUAUGAAGGUGUGAAAGACAUCUUGCAAGCAUGACGAUCGAAAUGACCACAGGUAACCCCAACUUGCAAUUUGAACGCUCAGUAAGACAAUAAUCUGUGCCUUUCCAACAUUACCGGGUUUAUUUGCUCACUAACUUAGUUCUCUAUCGUGCCAUCUGGCGCUUGACACGACAGGAGGGAAUUCCGCCCGACUUUGUCUACGGCUGCUCUGGGGGAUGUCUUCAAAGUCAGUCCUUAGUUAGCUCCUUGGCUGUUUUUAUUUAUUUAUUUAUUUUUACUUAAUGUAAAGCUCUGUGCAAACGGACGUAACUUUAUUGGCCAACAACAUUGUUGGGAAUUGUUGCGUCCGUUUGUACGUAGCUUAACAUAAACCACCCACGACCUAUACAAUCCUUUUUUUAUUUCCUUCUCCCCGCUCACUACAGCGUUUUUAAAAUUAGAAGCCUUUAUUAAUCCUUGCAUGACAUAUUACCAUGCUAGAAGUGAUCUAUGCAGUUGACAGACUUCUACAGACCUAAAAAACUUAUUUUUUUGCAGGAUGAAUUUUAUCGGACUACAUUUAUCGGUUACUUCCGGACUGUUAACGAAUUCAAGGCCCCUUUUGAAUCACCGGACUCUCCUGUGCGUAAGGCUUGCCUGUCACUGAUCUCCAUAGAAACCAAAGUAGUGCCAUGCCCUUAUAGGGAAAAGUGGUUGCAAAAUCGUGGCGAUCCUGUAGAGCAUGCGCGGUGGUUCAUACCGUCGUUAAGGAAGUGGAGUGAUUCUACGUUUAUUUCCGGUAAGAGACUAGUUGUACUGUCACUGUGGCAUAGAAAUCAACGGUGUUCCGUUUGGCCGUACUGGAGAUAUCGGGCAUUUUGAUUGGGGGUUAAAUGCUAUGUUCACAAAAGUCCCCGCCCUCUCGGGCCCGAAAUCAAAAAUUCGCCGUGAAAAGGCGGAAAAUCUAAAUUUCAAAUGCGAGUGCAUAAGUCAUGAUAAUAGGCUAGUUUCUCCAGAUACUGUUUAUUGAUCUUUCUUUCUUUCUAUUCUUUUUUUUUUUGGGGGGGGGGGGGGGGGUUGUUUGUUUUGUUUUGUUAUACUUUUUUUUUUGAUGGAAAGGGGAAAUGGGUGAGGGUUUUUAAAGUGGUUUAACGCCUCGGUCCAAACAUUCCUUUUUGGGUUUUUACUUUUUUUUUUUGCUUGUUCGGUUUUCGUGUUGCCUGUGAGUGGGGGUUUUUUUGGUGGGGGUGUAAUUGUUUCUGUACAAAGCCCCCCCCCCUCUCGCGGCCAAAAAAAAAAAAGUCCGGUGAAAAAGGGAAAAAAAUAUAUUUAAAAAAGGGGAGAAAAAAUGUUAAAAAAAGGGUUUUUUUUCCCAAUAUUUUUUUUUUUUUUUUUUUUUUUUUUUUUUUUUUUUUUUUUUGGGGGGGGGGGGGGAGGGAUGUUUGCUUUGCUUAGUAAUACGUUUUUUGUUGAUAGAAUCGGUGAAUGGACUAGGGUUUUUUAAGUGAGUUAACGCCUCAGUCCAUAACUUACCUUUGUGGUGUUACCUUUUGUUCUUAGCCCUGUCAGAUUCUCGGUCACCCAAAGAAAAGGAAAGCAUCGUAAAUGAAUUGUUCAAGCAAUACGAAAGCGAGGUUGCCAAGCGUCCUGAAGAUCACGGAGGUGAUUAUGUUCAUGCCUACAUGGUUAUCGCGAAGAACGAAAAGAUAGGAGCUUGACUUCACAAAACUGUAUAAAAUACUGUGGCUAGGAGUUUGACCGCCUUAAUCACGCCUAACAUGACCUGACAAUCAAAUGAACAAUUACGUCUAAAAGAAAAUAUAAAUACAUUAACUGGGCAACAGGCGCGGGAAACUGCCGCGGGUAGGCAUCGCGCUUUCCCACCACAACCUUCCUUGCUCAAAACAAGAUCGAGAGAGUUUCUUUUUAGCAAAGCGAGUCUCCCGAUGAAAAUAUAAUAGUACAAAUUGCAAAACGUUGGGAUUCAAACUUUGGGAUUUACAGAUUUUUCUUGAAUUCCACGGUGUAACCUGAAUGUCUUAACGACUCCGCCCUCAAUAAAUGCACAAUUAUAGCUACGUGUACACCCACAAUUCACGACAAAGCGUUUUUACUUUGAUCGCUGAUUGUAAAAACAGACUGUUUCCACAUAAACGAAGGAUUGAACUUUUUAUUUUUUCUGCCCUUGUUUUACUACCGUUUGCAGUAAUUGGCAAAAAUAAAAAUGAAAAACAAGACGAGAAUUUACCAUUGGAAAACCCCUGUUAUGAUUGUUUUCAAUGCAAUUUGAAAAAUAUGUUCUGAGAGAU